Messenger RNA from Microthlaspi erraticum, 1296 nucleotides. The record is from the annotation of a GenBank genome assembly. Lineage: Eukaryota; Viridiplantae; Streptophyta; Magnoliopsida; Brassicales; Brassicaceae.
AUGAGACCUAACCCGACAACCCGACCCGGUUCUGAAGUUUCGGUUUUGAUUUUUGAAGAUACAAAAACAGAGAAAUCAGAUUCAAAAAUGGAGGAAAAACGACGAUCGAAGAUGAAUAUCGCUAUAAUUCAUCCAGAUCUUGGAAUAGGUGGAGCUGAAAGGUUGAUUGUGGAUGCAGCGGUUGAGCUAGCUUCUCACGGUCAUAAAGUUCAUGUCUUUACUUCUCACCACGAUAAAUCCAGAUGCUUUGAGGAAACUCUCUCCGGUAUCUUUGGAGUGACGGUGUAUGGUUCGUUCUUGCCACGGCAUAUUUUCUACCGGCUUCAUGCCGUGUGUGCGUAUCUGAGAUGUUUGUUUGUGGCUCUCUGUGUGAUUUUGGGAUGGUCAUCGUUUGAUGUUAUAUUAGCGGACCAGGUCUCUGUUGUUAUCCCGUUGCUGAAACACAAAAGACCAACAAAGGUUGUUUUCUAUUGCCAUUUCCCUGAUCUUUUGCUAGCUCAACACACUAGUCCGCUCAGGCGAAUGUAUCGCAAACCAAUCGACUUUAUCGAAGAAGAAACCACAGGAAUGGCAGAUUUGAUUCUUGUAAACAGUAAAUUCACGGAAUCAACAUUUGCCAAUACAUUUAAACGUCUUAAUGCCCGAGGAGUUCGUCCGGAUGUUCUCUAUCCAGCAGUCAACGUGAAUCAGUUCGAUAAACCCCUUGCUUAUAAGUUGAAUUUUCUCUCCAUAAACCGGUUUGAGAGGAAGAAGAACAUAGAGUUGGCUGUUUCAGCUUUUGCAAUACUAUGCAAAGAUAAAGAGGAUCUAGAUGACAUUACCCUCACUGUUGCAGGGGGUUAUGAUGAAAGAUUGAGGGAGAAUGUAGAAUAUCUGGAGGAUCUCAAAAGUUUAGCUAAGAAGCAAGGCGUGUCUGAUCGAGUAAAUUUUAUCGCAUCUUGUUCAACACCCGAAAGAAACGAACUUCUCUCAAAUUGCUUGUGUGUUCUCUACACACCAACGGAUGAGCAUUUUGGGAUUGUUCCAUUAGAGGCAAUGGCAGCUUACAAACCCGUGAUCGCGUGCAAUAGCGGUGGUCCUGUGGAAACAGUGAAGAGUGGAGUAACCGGUUAUCUAUGUGAACCGACUCCAGAAGAUUUCAGCAAGGCAAUGGCUAAAUUCAUCGGAAAUUCUGAGUUAGCUGACAGGAUGGGUACUGAAGCUAGGAACCAUGUCGUCGAGUCGUUCUCUACCAAGACGUUUGGACAAAGAUUGAAUCAGUUUAUCACUGAUGUCUGGUGCUUUAAACAAGACUGA